Penaeus chinensis is the source of this 2102-nucleotide messenger RNA. Its product is annotated as death-associated inhibitor of apoptosis 1-like. The record is from RefSeq and is a predicted model, not a curated record. The transcript is spliced from 5 exons. Gene Ontology annotation, molecular function: ubiquitin protein ligase activity; cysteine-type endopeptidase inhibitor activity involved in apoptotic process. NCBI's taxonomy places the organism in Eukaryota, Metazoa, Arthropoda, Malacostraca, Decapoda, Penaeidae. Gene Ontology annotation, biological process: negative regulation of apoptotic process; positive regulation of protein ubiquitination; regulation of cell cycle. Gene Ontology annotation, cellular component: cytoplasm; nucleus. The coding region runs from base 128 to 1108 and encodes 326 amino acids.
AGCAUCCCGGUGUGUGUAUGUGUAGGAGGGGGGAGGGGCGAGAGACCAUCAACCGCUUGCUUCUCUUGCAGUAGCAGUCAUUUCCACGGAGGCUUCCUGUAGGUGUGGCAGACGAAGACCUCACGCGAUGGGCUCCACAGCGAGAGAACCCGAGCCCCGCGGAGAGCGGCGCUUCCACCAGCUGUCGUCGCUGCAGCUGGAGUCCGUGCGGCGCCGCACCUUCGCCAGCUGGCCGUCGGCGUCCGUGGACCCGGACGCCCUGGCCCGAGACGGCUUCUUCUACAUGGGGGAGAAGGACCACGUGCGGUGCGUGUUCUGCGGCUGCCACAUCGGAGCCUGGACGCCGAACGACCACGUGCGGACAGACCACGCCAGGUACUCCCCUGAGUGCAGCUUCGUGGCCGGAAGCCUUACCGGCAACAUCCCCAGGACGCCGCGGACCCACGACGACGACGCCGGACGACUUUACGCUUUCCUCGACGACUACCACGACUCCAGACUCGCCCACGGCCGCCCGCGCACGAGGGGGAGAUAUCAGUCCGACGCCGUGCCCCUCCCGAGCGCCGAGCAGCCAGCGCUCUCCGAGUUCGCGCGGAAGGACACUCGCCGCCGCACGUUCAGCGGCUGGCCCAAGGGCGCGGGGGCCGGCGCCGACCCGCUGGCAGAGGCGGGCUUCAUCUACACAGGCGUUGGGGACUGGGUGCAGUGCUUCCAGUGCAGCGGAGGAAUCCACACCUGGCGCCAUGGGGAUGACCCCUGGGCAGACCACGCCCACUUUUACCCGUAUUGCCCCUUCGUCAGAGAGCACCUGGAGCAGAGAGGCGGGGAGAGCGGGGUGGGGGAGGAUCUUGCCCCUUCGCCCCCACCCGCCUCCUCAGUUCCCUCUCGACCGGAGGAACUCAGUCCGGAGGAAACUGAGCUGCUCCUGCAUCAUCCUAUUGCCCAGCGGCUGUUAAGCAAAGGCUUCGACCAUAGGCUCGUGAAAGAAGCCCUGAAGCAGAAAGUGGAAACAUCAGGCUUAAUGUGCAGCAGUCUGAAUGAAGCUCUCGAAAUCAUAUUUGACUACGAGGACUCCAUUAAUGAAUCGUUAUCCGAGAAGUCAACAUAGUGAUUCUGGAAAAAGACUGGAGGGAUUAGGAGAUAAUAAUGUAGUUCUUUAUUAUUCAGAUAUGGGUACUGCAAUUCGCCGUUACGAGUAUUAGAGAGAAUUUCUAUAUAAAAACAACAACUGGGGUAGUCGGAAGGCGAGAGUAGGCGGUCAUCUUUACGGGCUAGAAAAAGGAGGGUUUGUGACGAAGUUUUGUCUUUUGUACUUAUGAAUAAAGCUCUGAAAGUUCGUUUGUAAGUGAAGACGUCAUUGACUAUUGCAAUUAGAUCAUGCAGAGGAAGGGCCUGGAGCCAUGAGCAGCCCCUGGGCCUAGGUUCGCUCCCAGCCGCCCUGCUUAAAAGAACCUUAUAUAUGUGAAAUCAGUAAUUUUCAGUGUGAAAUAUUUUUUUUUUUCUUUUUUUGUAGUCAGUAUCUUAUAUGAACUGAUAUAUUUUUUCGCAUAUGAUUCGGGUUUGUAGUUGACUCAUCUGAUAGAACACGAUAAGAAUGUAUAGUGAUAUGCGCUUCUGUCCAAGAUAACGAAAAUAUGAGUGUGCUUCUUUGCCUGAAUGUGUGUGCAUGCAAUAAGGUGUGGUUGGGUGGUUGUGUGUGAGAGAGAGAGAAAGAGAGAAAGAGAGAGAGAAUCCGUGUGCGUUUGUGUGUGUGUGAAUAAGACAAAAUAAAAAAAAAAAAAUAAAAAAGCACAACGAGAAAACACCCAAAGUUUUCCCUGUACUGCAAUACACCGAAAAAGGAUUCGAGAUGUUUGUCUGUUUUCUUGUUCUUUUCAUCGUUGUUGCCAAUUUGCUCAACGUAAACCCUACAGGUGUGUGUAUGUAUAUAAACACAUAUCCACAAUCAUAUGAGUUUCUGUGACACGUGUGGCUGUUGUCUUCAAGAUGGAUAUUCUUAAUCAUUCUACUACAUGCCUUUUGUAACAUGGGUUUAUACUACGUCCCUUUUAUGGUUCCUGUUUGUUCCUUUAAAUCGUGUCAAAUAAAAGGAUUUUGAGAAA